AAGGAAGCAUUUAUUUUAGUAUAGCUGCUGCACAUCCGAAUGAAUUCUCUCUUGGUUUUUGCCCAAUGGAAAGCUGUAAACACCAUUCAAGUCGCUUUCAGUUUGUCUUCACGGCUUACAUCAUGCACUAAUAAUAAUAAUAAUAAAACAAGGGUUCUGAAGGUCCUCCGUUUUAUAAAGAUGCACUGGCCUUGACCAAUGUUUUUUUAUUUUCUAUAAAUCAUGUAGGUAUCACGGAACCCCUUUGUUUAGUGAAAGAUCUUUUCCAGUAAAGGAACUAAAUCUCAAAUGGGUUAUUUUUUCUUUCAAAAGUGGUGUAUUUUGUGGAUUAAAGAGAGAUUCUUCAAUGGGUUCAUUUUAGUCAAAAAGAUGCUGCUGCUGCCCGCGUUCACAAGAUAUAUAAAAUCAAUACGAACUUGAUAAGUUGGUGUUGCUGCUGGGUCACCGGUCUUCAAAUUUAUAUGCCUUCGAAUAUUUGCCGCCACCAUAUAUACGGUUAUUUUGUUUAGUGAAAGAGCUAUUUCAAUAAACAAAGAAGAAGAAAGUGUAAGUCUUAAUCUGGUUGUAUUUUCCUCCAAAUUAACUGGCUCAUUCUCAUUCCGUUUAAACAUCACCUCAGACUCAGUUGGCUUAUUCUAACAGUUCCCAAGUCUUCAAUCCUAUUUGAUUGCAGCUUCAAGCUUCUCAUCUGCAAAUAACUCGGUUUCAAGUGAACUAACGAUCAUGGAGGGCUUUCUGCUUGGUUUCUUCAUAACCUUUGGCUUUCUGAAUUCUGUACUCGAUGCCCAACAACAGUAUGCAGGAAACCAAGUUCUUGACUGCAACAACACAGACGAAGGAGGCCCAUCUCCAGCCUUCCUUUACUCCUGUACUGGCAAAAGCCCGUCUUGCAGAGCUUUUCUCAUCUUCAGGUCUCAGUUUCCUUACAACUCAGUCGCUACCAUUUCAAACCUUACUUCUUCAGACCCGCUAGAGCUUGCCCGCAUCAACGAUGUUUCAAUCUCUGAGCUCUUUCCUCCUCAAAAAGAGGUAAUCGUUCCUGUAAAUUGUUCUUGUGCAGGCUGGUACUAUCAGGCCAACACGACUUAUGUUACCUCGACUGUUCAUGAGACCUAUUUCAUCAUUGCGAACCAGACAUUCCAGGGUCUAUCUACUUGCGACAUACUCAUGCGCGAGAACGUUUAUGGGAAGUUGGAUUUGGGUUAUCGUGGUCUGAAGUUGCAGGUACCGCUUAGAUGUGCCUGUCCCUCCAGAAACCAGGUUGCUAGUGGCGCAAAGUUUAUACUUACUUACUUGGUUACAUGGAACGACAGGAUUCCUGAAGUUAGCAAGAGGUUUAGUGUAAGUGCUAGAAGUGUUGUUGAUGCCAAUGGAUUCUCUGAAGAAGAUCCAGUUCUCUACCCUUUCACUACUAUUCUAAUUCCGAUCCCAGCUGAACCUUCGAGCUCUCAGAGCCGAGGUAAGCCGAGGAACAGAAAGUCAAAGAAAGGACUGUAUAUUGGUGCUGGAACUGGUGUUGCUGCUGCGCUUCUCUGCUUUGUUUUGUUUUUGGGCUUCAUGCGUCGUAAGGGAAACGGCGUACGUGUGGUGUCUUGGAAGGUUGAGGAGGAGAAAAAGAAACUUCAGCUGUCAAGAGAUCUGCUCCUUGGUAUAACCAAAGUCGAUCGAGCUUUGAAACUCCACGAAUUCAAAGACUUAGAGGCCGCCACUGGCAAUUUUGCCCCACAAAACAGGCUGAGCAACUCUGUUUAUUGGGGAGUCCUUUGCGGGGAAGUGUUAGCCAUUAAGAAGAUGAACACAGAUGCAUCUGGCGAGCUGCAAAUUCUCAACAGGAUCAACCACUCCAAUUUGAUAAGCCUUUAUGGUGCGUGCCAAAAUAAUGGGGUCUUCUACCUUAUUUAUGAAUUCAUGGAGAACGGUUCUUUAAAGGAUUGGCUCCACAAAGAGUGUUGCCAAGAGCUUCAGAGUUGUAGCCGCAGAAUUCAAAUUGCUUUGGAUGUCGCUAACGGGCUUCUCUAUCUUCAUAACUUCACACAGCCUGCAUACAUACACAAGGAUAUUAAUAGUAGCAAUAUCCUACUAAACAGAGAUCUAAGGGCCAAGAUUGCAAACUUCAGCCUUGCAAAAUCGGCAGAACAAGGAGAAAAUCAACAGUCGUCAGCAAGGUGUGCUCUCAACAGAAAAGGCUACGUGGCACCAGAAUACUCAGAAGCGGGACUAGUGACACCCAUGAUGGAUGUCUAUGCAUUUGGGGUUGUUCUGUUGGAGCUGAUUACAGGAAAGGAUGCGGUUUCCGAGCAGGAUGGAGAAGAAUCGCUACUCUCAGAUGCAGUACUGUCGAUCGCACAUGGAGGAAAUGCAGUGUUCGGGAAUCUAAUAGACCCUCGCCUACAAGUAAAACACCCACUUGGUUACACCAUAGAUCGAUCAGAACUUGCAGUAAGCGUGAUCAAGUUGAGUAUAGCCUGCUUGGCACAAGAACCAGAAAGCAGAUUAAACAUGGCUGAAGUAUUCCGAACUCUAACCAGGAUUCAGUUGGAGGAUGCAGAAAACUUUACUGUUUCUUAGCGAUAUGUCAAUGUUACAAAGGUGUACUUAAGCUUUUCUCUCUCUUUCAUUCAUUUUUAUUUUUAUUUUUUGAUGCUGUGCAUUUUACUUAAAAUAAUGUGUGUUAAUAAACAUCAGAAUCAAAGUAGGCUGAAGAUGUACAAGCUUGUUCUGGAUUUUUGUUGCUUAUGCCAAUGUGAGAAUAGAACUCGU
Diospyros lotus (date-plum) is the source of this 2760-nucleotide messenger RNA. RefSeq names its product protein LYK5. Gene Ontology annotation, biological process: protein phosphorylation. Gene Ontology annotation, molecular function: ATP binding; protein kinase activity. The transcript has a single exon. The record is from RefSeq and is a predicted model, not a curated record. Bases 724 to 2568 code for a protein of 614 amino acids. NCBI's taxonomy places the organism in Eukaryota, Viridiplantae, Streptophyta, Magnoliopsida, Ericales, Ebenaceae.